Molecule: messenger RNA, 1023 nt
Organism: Schistocerca gregaria
Lineage: Eukaryota; Metazoa; Arthropoda; Insecta; Orthoptera; Acrididae
Product: wiskott-Aldrich syndrome protein family member 2-like
Exons: 3
Coding region: 1-1023 (340 amino acids)
Source: RefSeq, a predicted model, not a curated record
AUGGUCCUGCGCUUCAUGUGGGAUGCGACCACUGAUUCUGAAGUUUGUCCAUUGUUGGAGUCUUCUGAAAUGAAACAAGAAUCGAAGAGCAAAGAUGAAGCAGAAACAAAUAAAGGUGAAGGAACAGCAUCGGCUGCUCGUGACACCAGGGUUAUAAGUAUCAGUUCUGAUGACAAUGAAUCUCUGGAUGGAAAAGUGGGAUCUCAUGUGAUGGAUGUGGUGACUUCUGCUGACUCGGAGAACUCUGGUUCGACGGUGGUAACCACUGAGCCUCCCAAGUCGUCGCCAACCCAGACGACGGAGGCGGUGAAGCCCUCUGCAGACCUACUGUCGGGCACUCCGUGGACUACUUACUCAGUGCCAACAGGUGGAGUUCAAUCGGCAGCACCACAGGUGCUAGACAGAGUGCCGAUUGCUGGAGCUAUGCACGGCUCAGUACUGUCUCCCUACCUGCCACUUGAUCUCUCACGGAGUGGCACCAGACAGCAGCCACCAUUAAAGCCAUCUGGUGUUCCGCCGCGGCUACAGCUGCCUCCACCUCCUCCUUCAUCGCAUUAUACCGCCCGAAGGCCUAUGCUACAGUCGGGAAUUCCUUCUUUACCUACUCCGCAAUUUGUUACACCCAUACCACCACCACCACCACCACCACCACCACCACCACCACCACCACCACGUUUCCCAGAAAGGCCACUCCUAUUACCACGAACUGUCGUAGCACCUCAAACUCCAAAACGUAGGCAUCGACCUAUCCGUCCUUCGACAGGGUCUGCGGUCACGCUACAGAUUUCUGCAGCUAACGUCGCUCGAACACCACUAUAUGGUAUGGUAACACAACCUUUCGAUCCGCGUCAAAGUGUAAUAGUAAUGGUGCCGAGAACAGCUGCCGCCACCAUAAAGUGUAACAACCAGACUGAAGUGCCACCAACAUCUAUUCCCACCGUUUCAGUAGAUACUCUGUCUGCGUCAUCAGCACCAGAUCCUACCGUUGCUGACGGCGGCAUUGACCCAGGAGCUCAGCAGUAG